AUGUUUGGACCAGUUACAAAGGACGAUUUGUAUGCCAUCGAAGAAGCAUACAAGCCGUAUGAUGUCCAGCCGGAGAUAUACAUGUGCGAACCUGCUGACAGAUCGGCAUUCGAUCUACUGUCAGAACACUACACGAUUACUGGUCACCUUUGCGAUUACCACAUGUCUCUUUCGGACUUCGACUAUCCUGACAUGGCGAAUGAUAUUGAUGUCUCCAUACUCGGUCUGAACGACCAUGAAACAUUCAUUCAAGCAUCAGUUGAAGGAUUUCGCAGCAAUGGACGCCCCGAAGGACUAUUGAAGCUGCUAGCAGAGAACGCUGCAGCUCGUCCGGAUACCCUCUUGUUCUCGGCUUCAAUGCAUGGCGAACUACUCGGUGCCGCAGGAAUGGCGAUAAUUGAUGUAGAAGACAGCAAAGUGGCUAUUCUCUACAUUGAUAGUUGUCUGCCACGCGCCAGAGGUAGAGGUAUCCACAAAGCAUUGCUCGUGAAAAGGCUUCGAGUUGCGAAAGAUCGAGGAUGUGAUCUAGCGAUUGCUUCUGCAAGAGAAGGAUCAAUAAGUGCUCACAACAUUCAAAAAGUUGGACUCAAACUGGCAUAUGGAUGUAAGAUUUACACAAAAGAUCGUUGA
Molecule: messenger RNA, 630 nt
Organism: Aureobasidium musti
Lineage: Eukaryota; Fungi; Ascomycota; Dothideomycetes; Dothideales; Saccotheciaceae
Source: the annotation of a GenBank genome assembly